Messenger RNA from Protopolystoma xenopodis, 456 nucleotides. NCBI's taxonomy places the organism in Eukaryota, Metazoa, Platyhelminthes, Monogenea, Polystomatidea, Polystomatidae. The record is from the annotation of a GenBank genome assembly.
GUUCAGACACAUGGUUCCAAGGCUCAUUUUGGCACAGAAACAGCAAGUAAUUUGCAGACUCCUGCUCCUCUUAAUACUCUUUCUCGUCGUAGACAACUUAAACAUCAUAAUUAUCAGUAUCCUCAUUCCCUUCGUCCUCCAACCCUCGUCCAUUUUCUUCUUCCAUUUCCUUUCCCUUCUGCUUCUACUCCGUCUCCUCUUCCUCUUCCUCCUAGUCCUUCGCCUUUUCAACGUCGUUGUAGUCGUCCUCCUUUUUCUUCUUCUUCGAAUUCUCCUCCUUCUCUACUUCUCUCUCUUUACUCUUUGCAACCUUGGCUUUCUCGUCUUCUGAUACAAGGCAUCCAUGAUUGUCCUCUUCUUCGUCCGUCCAUAGGUCCCUCCUUAGGCCUGUCCGUAUGUGCAUGUAGGUUUAUGUCUAUCUGUCAGUCGGACAAACGACUCGGCCUGUCUGCCUGA